This is a messenger RNA of Heterobilharzia americana, 696 nucleotides long. The record is from the annotation of a GenBank genome assembly. NCBI's taxonomy places the organism in Eukaryota, Metazoa, Platyhelminthes, Trematoda, Strigeidida, Schistosomatidae.
GGAUGAGCACUAGAACUCGUUGAAAGAGAUGUCGAAAGAAACCUGCAUAACCAUAUUACGACGAAAGAAGAAAGAAGAUAAGGAAUGGAUCUCGACGGACACAUGGAAGCUGAUAGAGCAGGCAGAGGAGGAUGGUGAAGCAGAAGAUAAAUCAGUGCAGUGCAAGGACGAACAACGAAACGAGGAACUGAACACAACAUAUAAAACACUCGACAAAGAAGUGAAGAAGAGUGCACGCAAAAACAACAGACACUUCUACAACACACUGGCAAGUGAAGCAGAACGGGCUGCAGGUAGCAGAGACACAGACCUGACAACACUACAUCAAAUAACCGAGUUACUAUCUGUGAGGGGAGAGAUCAACACAGAUGAAACCAAUGAAAGACAGUGAACGAAACCUAGUUAGCAAAGAGGCGAAACAAAGGAAACAGUGGGCUCACCACUUCACCACCACCUGCAACUCGUCCAGAAAUACCAUCAGCAGCCCAACCAAACAACUACCAGUGAACACAAGCCCUCCGACAAAAGACAAAGUCCUCAAUGCCAUAACGUUGCUGAAAUCCGGGAAGCAGCACGACCACAAGGAAUUCGUCAGAAACACUGAAAACAAAUCCACAGACAACAGUGGACAUCCUCACACCACUACUGAACAAGGUUUGCAAGAAAGAAAGCAGAGGUACCUGCCUAUUGAUUGGA